AAUUUGUACUGAAAAUUGAAGCAAGGCAAAUUGAAGGAGAAAGGAAAAUGGUGUUUGGUGCAUGGCUGAUCUUAUAGAACAUAAGGAAAUCGGCGGAGGUCGCCUUGUUGUGGUGGGUAAUGAAGAGAUUGUACAAGUUCUCGUUGAAGGAGUUGUUGCAAUUCACUCUGCUUCCUGGCUCUCUCGCGGCACAUCAACGUCGAUAAUCUGAACAGCGAGCUGAUGGAAAAUAAACUCCAAACAUUCAGUAUGAUGAUGCAGGAGAUGCCAAAUGGGGUUUAAGGCUUGGUGGCAGCCAAGGUGUUUCCAAUGGCAAUGACAAAUCGGUAUCUAACAUCACCCUUUGCAAGUCGAUCCAGUGCAGUGUUCACAUAAUCCAUAGAGAUAACCUCAAUAUCUGCUGUAAUGUUGUGUUUUGCUGCAAAAUCUACCAUUUCCUGCAUCUCUUUCAUCCCUCCACCACCGCUUCCUGCCACUUGCUUCCUUCCUAUUUUUUCAGGUAGCUCAAGUGGCUUCUCAGGUCCACCCACCAUAACAAGUUUCCCAUGAGGCUUCAAUAGGUCAAUCAGUGGCAAAAUGGGAUGAGCAGCUGAGACCGUAUCUAUGAUUCCAUCCAUUGUUCCCUUGACAGCCUGCUCAAAUCCAAUUAAUAAACAAAGUCACUACGCAGGUUUGGUCUUACCGACUGUUUUUGCCAACUAAUUCUGAUUUAAAACAUCUAAAUUGCUCUAUGAUUUUGUGUGAUAAUGUGAAUUACCUCCAUUUGGUCCUGGUCACGGCUGACCAAAAAUGAAUCAGCACCAAGAUUCUCCAGUGCUUCAUCCUUCUUUUUGGGAGAGGUGCUGAUCACAGUCACUCUGGAUCCAAAAGCCUUGGCAAAUUUAACCGCAAGAUGUCCUAGACCUCCAAGUCCAACAAUACCUACAUGCUUGUUAGGUUCCCCAAGACCAAAAUAUUUCAAUGGACUGUAAACUGUGAUUCCAGCACAUAGCAAUGGACCAACAGCAUCAAGAGGAAUUCCAUCAGGAAAACGAACAACAUAAUGUUCAUGGACAACCAUGGAAUCGGAGUAGCCUCCAUAUAUCCUUGUUCCAUCAUGGGAUGUAAGCCAAGAAGAGUUAGAGAUCAAGAGCAAUCACCUUCUGGAGAAGUUGAAAGGAGAGAGGUGACCUGAUGGGUCUCUAGCGGCCCAGCCAAAGGCCUUAACAGGGUGCUCUUCUUCAGGUGAUUUGGCCAUUUUGUAUGAAAGCUUCUGAAUGAAUUAGACUUCUUUGUGCCUUGUGCAUGGGUGCUUGCGGUGAAUUAUAUAAGGGCUGCCUUCUCAUCACAGCUGACGUACCAGGUGAGCUAAUGUUCAGUGGAUAUUUUGUGCUAAAUAAUUUUAAGUACGGAUGCGGUCUACUUUAUUUCCUUCACAUUUCAUUUAUCUAUGAAUUGUUUGUUUAUUAGUCAUGGAUGCAAGGAAUCAAUCCUAGAUUAUCUCCAUUUUAUUAAAAAAAAAAAGAAGGGAACUUGGUUAUAGGUGUUGAGUGCUGUUGCUGAGGUACUAGGUGAGCUAAUGUUUGGCAUGAAACUCUGAAAAGAUUAGUUUAAUACUAGUUAUUAUUGGACAAAAUGAAAUUCCUAGUUAAUU
Messenger RNA from Rubroshorea leprosula, 1633 nucleotides. NCBI's taxonomy places the organism in Eukaryota, Viridiplantae, Streptophyta, Magnoliopsida, Malvales, Dipterocarpaceae. The record is from the annotation of a GenBank genome assembly.